UUGAAUUAAUUAAAAUUAGUUAAAAUUUGCUAUCACAAUGAAACUAAAUAAACACCAACAAAGUGAAUUAAACAAUCAAAUGGUAAUUGAAAGAUUGAUCUAAUUGGAAACAAGUGAAAUCGAUGGACCUUUAAAAAGUGAAAAAUUAACUUAAUUGAAUUUUCUAAUCUAAUUGAAUUAGGCGUAAUUUAACCUGACCUCAUCAAUGGUUUAUUAUUUUCACUCGUAAUUAGCUAAUUAUCUGAUUUCUAUUAUUUGAAAUAUUCGCAUGCAGUUAAUACACAUGGUGAAUGUCAACAAAUGAUUAGGUCAUUAGUCAUAUUUACAAUUGUAUUGAUUUGUUUUGAUCAUUUUCUAUUAGCACCUUAAUUUAACCUUUAGAUUUAAUUUAAUUACAAUGAGAGAGAAAAUCAAAAUAUAAACAAUACAAUCAGAUCGGUAAAAGAAUUGAAAUAAAACAAAUGUAAAUCAAUUGUCGCUUAAUUUGAAUACACAAAAUUAGUAACUAAUUAUCUGGAAUUGGAGUUGAAAAAAUUAAUUUCUCAUUCGAGGAUUAAACCUAAUUGAUUAACUCACAAUUUGAAUAACAAUUAAAAUGCAUGAAAGCCAAUACUUAUUAAUUAGUUGAAACAAAGAUUGAUUUAAAGCCAAAUAAUAACAAAGAUUUACAAUAACACAAUUAAAAAUUUGAUUGAAUUAAAUGAGUUUUUCACAAUUGAUCAAUGAAUUUUCAACGAUAUUGACUAAUUCAGAACAAUUAAAAAACACUAAUCAAGUCAAGAGAAGUAAACAAAUUUUAAUGUAUAUAACCAAAUCAACCAAAAUUUUGUGAAUUACAAUUAAAUCACUGACCUAAUCUUAACAAUUAAAUCACUUGGAAUCACACAGUUUACACAUAACUGGAACAGUUAAUCAGUUAAUUGUCACGAAGAUAUUUACAAUUGGCAUUCUCUUAUUAGAUUAAUAGUGAAAAAGAAAAAAAAAUCGAAAGAUUGAACAAAAGAUCAAUCGAAGAUGAAAGAAAGAGAAAGAGAAAGAAAAAAAACAAAAGAGAAUAAAAAAUUAGUUUGAUUAAGAGAAUCAAAGAAAAAAAAAAGAAUCACAAUUAAACUUGACAAUGAAAUUUAAUCGUAAACACAAUUUAUCUAAAUGAGGGAUAAGGUGUAACUAAAUUAACUAAAGAAAAACAAUAAUGGGACACAAAUUAACAUCUAAAUUGGAAUUGAUUUUAAAUCGUAACUUGAUCACCAAGAUGAUUAAGCCAAACCCUUUUUCUAAUUGUCAAAACAAUUAAAGGCAAGUGAACAUUGGAAUUAUAAAUUGUAUAUAAGCGAACUGUAAAUCAUUAAAUUGUCAUUAAAUCUUAAUCAGUGAAACAACAACAACAACAAGUAAAUUAACAAAAUCAACUAAAUUCAUUACCAUGUUUUGGAUAAUCAUUUUUAACAGUCUACUGAUUGUGAAUCUCAGUGCAGAGGCGAUUGGAGGUAAUGUAAACCCGCCGGUGACAACGACAACCACUACACCUUCACCUUUACCCUUAGUGUUCACCCCUUUACCGACUUCAGGAACUGUUCAUUUAGCCCAACCUUCACCUGCACCUUCACCCUCACCAGCACCGGCGAUACCUCAAGUUCCCGUUUUGAGCGCUCAAUCGAUAGUUGAACAGAAAUUACUAUCAACCGGUGAUGAUUUAAAUCCAUCCGAAAGUAAAACUAAACGUUCCUAUGGUCCAAUCAAGGGUUAUAAUAAUGACGAUAAACAUUAUCAGGAGAUUAGUAAUGAUUUGAUUGAACAGGAUUAUCUUGUUAAACACGAAUCCACUUUAGCUGAUUUGGAUAAACACUUGAACAAUGGUCGAGUUGAUAAAGGUAAAUCUGGCCUCGCUGCUCACGAUCAUGGUAAACACGACCUGAAAGAAGAGGCUGGAGUUGCCCUUCUCGAUCAAAAGGUUCACAAAGAUCACGACAAGUACGUUAAACACACUUGGAAUCGAGGUGAUGGUUUCAUUAAACGAUGGAGUUGGGAUCAAGGUGCUCAUCUUGAAAAGGAAAAAGACGAAGGUGAUAAAAAGCACACUGAACAUCAUGGGAAGAAAGUUCAUCAUGAGCAUCAUGAAGUUGAUAAAGCGGCGGCAAAGGAAAACGCUAAACAUAAAGACGCUCAUAAAGUGGCUUAUGAUUCUGGGUCAGGUCAUCAUUCUGGUGAUCAUAGAGAUUCGGGUUUCAUUUUGGGAGAUUAUAAUUAUAAAGAUAAUCAUCGAAGUGAAGGCGAAAAAAGAAAACAAAAACAAAAACAAAAACAGCCCAAAAAAUACAAAGAAUAUCAUUACAAUGAUGAUAGUUACACUUCUCCUUAUGAUUUCGUCAACGAAAACCUAAAAAUGGCCAGAGAAGAUUCUCCUCCUCCCCCACCACCAAGUGACGAAAAUAAAAAUGGACGUUAUCGAUCAACGAAAAAUCCUCGUCGACGACCUGAAGGAGCUGCACCACCACCACCGCCACCACCACCUCCUCCACCACCAUCCGAACAAUUAGAAGAUGAUUAUAACAAAAAUUUCGAUAGCUUUUCUCAUAACAAAAACAGUGAAGAUCAUGAUGAUCAUGAUUCUGAUUAUCAUGAAAAUAACGAUCAUCAGUCUCAUUCCCCUUCUGGUAAUUCUCACGAUGGACCUGAUUCAUAUUAUCCUCCUCAAUCUAUUGAAUCUCAUGAUGAUAUUCCAGCAAAUUUGGGUUACAUUUCAACUAAACAUCCAAGAGAAGAUGAUAAACCUUUCAUCCGAACAGAAUAUCGACAAAAUUCAUCAUAUGAUCACCGAUCAUCCACUCGAUCUCCACCUAAAAGACACAACAAACGAAAAGAAAUCAGUGACAAUUGGAAAUCAAUCAGUCGACAAGAACAACAAUCACCAGGUUCAAACUCGAAGAGCAACAAAAAUAAACCGAAACCUUAUCGACACGAAAGAAUCGUCAAGUAUGUCGACGAAUACGAUAAUGACCUUCACCCUGACAUGGAACCACCCAAAGAGCCCAAGUACACCGAUUAUCCUUAUCCCGCUGAAGAUGAAAAAUCUGAAUCCAAUUACAACAAUCAUGAUAACGAUAAUCACUCUUCUGAUGAUUACAGAAACCAACGAAAACCCUCAGGCCAAAAAUUAGUUCAUCGUCAUCAUGAACGAAGGGAGCAAAAGUUUUACCUCGAUGAUACCCAAAGGUCACCAAUCUCACACCAAGAAGAAUCAAGAAAUCAUCUUCUAAUUCAUGGUAAUCAUACCGAUGGUUCAUCGUUACUCAAACAAUUAACACCACAACAAUUUCAAACAGUUCUCGACAAUGAAUUCACUCGGACUGGUCAUCUCGGUAUGGGUCAUCUCUUUGGUUAUGCCUCAGAAAUCCCACCGGUCGUUAAAUUCAUGCCCAUUAAGAAAUGAUUACUGAUUCAAACUGUUACAUCCUAAAUUGUUAUUCCAUCAAAUUGUAAUUGUAAUUUAUUCUCGCUAAUUUAUUAUCGCAUCUAUAAUCUUAUUAUUGUAAAAUUUGUUACAUACUCAAUCUUAAUUUAAUACCCAACCUUUGUUUAGAAGCCUCAAUCAUUAUGAUUACUAUUUAAUUGUUGUAGAUGUGUAAAUAAUCAACAUGAAAAAUUAACCUCUAAUUCCUAAUUAAAUCACUAUUUUAAUGCAUUAACAAAUUGUUGCUUUUUGUUAUUCCAUCAUUUUGAUCAUCCAAUUUAAAUUAACAAUUAGGAUUAUCGUUUAAAAUUAAAACACGAUUAUAAUCAACUCUUAAUCCAG
Molecule: messenger RNA, 3793 nt
Organism: Panonychus citri (citrus red mite)
Lineage: Eukaryota; Metazoa; Arthropoda; Arachnida; Trombidiformes; Tetranychidae
Exons: 3
Coding region: 1424-3430 (668 amino acids)
Source: RefSeq, a predicted model, not a curated record